AAUAAAAACCGCAUUUUCACAGGGCCGGUGCCUGCCUGCCUGCCAAUAACUUUUUUUUCUGCAUCGUCUGUUUUCCUUUUCUGGUUUUUCUUCUUCUUAUUGCAUUCUCUAAACUAAACACUCUUUAAUCACGCCAAAACAGAACGUUUUCGCUCCUUCACUCUGAAUUUUCAGUUACAAUUAAUGGCAACGAACAUUGGAAUGAUGGACAGUGCUUAUUUUGUUGGGAGGAAUGAGUUGUUGACGUGGAUCAAUAACAGGCUUCAACUAAAUCUUUCUCGCAUUGAAGAGGUUGCGUCAGGGGCGGUGCAGUGCCAAGUGAUGGACAUGACCUACCCAGGAGUUGUUCCAAUGCACAAGGUAAAUUUUGACGCCAAGACAGAAUAUGACUUUAUCCAAAAUUACAAGGUCCUACAGGAUGUAUUCAAUAAGUUGAAAAUUGAAAAGCAUAUUGAGGUCAACAAGCUUGUUAAAGGUCGACCUUUGGACAACUUGGAGUUUUUACAAUGGCUGAAACGCUAUUGUGAAUCUAUAAAUGGUGGCAUUAUGAAUGAGAACUACAAUCCCAUAGAACGAAGAAGUAAAGGUGGGAAGGAGCGGACUUCUAAGAGUGGUUCACUGAAGAUUUCAAAAUCAUUGCAGACUAACAACAUGCAUAAUACUGGUGCUGGGGACACAGCUGCCCACAGCAAAGCCUCUGGGCCCAGGCAAGGUAAGACACAUGCUGCAGCAGGUGGAACUAAUUCUUUGGAAGAGGUUCAGGGUUUGUCCAAGAGGAUUACAGAUCUUAAGCUCUCUGUGGAUCUUUUGGAGAAAGAAAGGGACUUUUACUUUGCAAAAUUGCGGGAUAUAGAAAUACUUUGUCAGACUACUGAAUUGGAGCAUCUUCCUAUGUCUGCAGCGAUCAAGAAGAUAUUGUAUGCUGCUGAUGCAAAAGAGUCAGCACUAGCAGAAGCGCAGGACUAUUUGUCACAGUUUCUUGGUGAUGCUGAUAAUGAAGCAGAAGAUGAAUGAGUUUUAACAAAAACAAUAGGGGCUUUUGCGCUCGGAAGGCCUCGUUUGACAAAUGUAGGGUGUCCUUUGAUCAUAAGAUGCAGGAGAUGCUUUUAAUGUACUCAAGUCUUCAAACACCAUCCGAUCAAAACUGUAGGACUUUUCAUUUCUCUGUUUCCUUUUCUAUUUUGUGCUUGAUAAAUUAUUGUGGACUAAAUUAAUGACUAAUUUAUUGGUUGUUAUUACUGUUGGUUUA
This is a messenger RNA of Mangifera indica (mango), 1249 nucleotides long. RefSeq names its product microtubule-associated protein RP/EB family member 1B-like. The record is from RefSeq and is a predicted model, not a curated record. Gene Ontology annotation, cellular component: spindle midzone; microtubule organizing center; microtubule plus-end. Gene Ontology annotation, molecular function: microtubule plus-end binding. Bases 184 to 1014 code for a protein of 276 amino acids. NCBI's taxonomy places the organism in Eukaryota, Viridiplantae, Streptophyta, Magnoliopsida, Sapindales, Anacardiaceae. Gene Ontology annotation, biological process: spindle assembly; protein localization to microtubule plus-end; regulation of microtubule polymerization or depolymerization. The transcript has 8 exons.